Lolium perenne is the source of this 1515-nucleotide messenger RNA. RefSeq names its product probable NAD(P)H-dependent oxidoreductase 1. The record is from RefSeq and is a predicted model, not a curated record. NCBI's taxonomy places the organism in Eukaryota, Viridiplantae, Streptophyta, Magnoliopsida, Poales, Poaceae. Gene Ontology annotation, molecular function: oxidoreductase activity.
CUUCACCACGUCUCAAACACGUUGGCUGCCGCCGUGCGUCGCAUCCCUCCCCGGAGCGCCGCCACCGGCGACCGGCCACCAGCUCCACGGGUUCCUCUUCUUGCCCCGUCCAGAACUCCUCGCUCUUCACUUCAACCACCUCUCCAAACCCCCAAACCAAGCCAAUCGCCCACCCGAUCCAUGGCGAGCAGACCCGCCGGCGCCGCCGCCGUCCCUCGCGUGACCCUCAGCACGGGCCACGCGAUGCCGGUGCUGGCCUUGGGCACGGGCUCGUCCCGCACGCCGCCGGACCUGGCCGACACCAUCCUGCACGCCGUGCGCCUCGGCUACCGCCACAUCGACACGGCCUCCUUCUACCGCACGGAGCCGGCCGUGGGCGCCGCCGUGGCCGCCGCCGUGCGCGCGGGCGCCGUCGCCGCCCGCGCCGACCUCUUCGUCACCUCCAAGCUCUGGAUCUCCGACGCGCGCCCGGGCCGCGUCGUGCCGGCGCUGCGGGAGUCCCUCGCCCGCCUCGGCCUCGACUACCUCGACCUCUUCCUCGUCCACUGGCCCGUCGCCACCGACGGCGGCACGCAGGUCGGGUUCGACAUGGAGGGCGUGUGGCGGGGCAUGGAGGAGUGCCACCGCCUCGGCCUCGCGCGCUCCGUCGGCGUCAGCAACUUCUCCGCGGCCAAGAUGGACAGACUCAUGUCCCUCGCCGCCGUCCCGCCCGCCGUCAACCAGGUGGAGCUCAACGUAGGCUGGAGGCAGGAGAAGGUGCGGGAGGCCUGCGCGCGGCACGGCGUCGUCGUCUCAGCCUACUCGCCGCUCGGCGCGCUCGGCACCGCAUGGGGCUCAGACGCAGUCAUGGAGAGCGGCGUCCUGCACCAAGUCGCCGCUGCCAAAGGGAAGACCGUCGCGCAGGUGGCUCUGCGGUGGGUGUACGAGCAGGGCGUCUGCUUUGUGGCAAGGAGUUAUAACAGGGAGAGGCUGGAGCAGAACAUGGCUAUCUUCUCCGGCUGGGAGCUGAGCGAGGAGGAGAAGGAGCUGAUCGCGACAAUACCACAGAAGAGGGCGUCCCAGGGGGAGUAUUUCGUGUCACCCGACGGGCCUUACAAGUCGGUCAGCGAACUCUGGGACGACGAGAUAUGAAUCUACAUGCCAUGUACCCUCCCUGAAGUCGAGAAUUUAGGUUAUUCGUGGCCUUGUGGUUUGUAAAUUGGCUUGUACGUCGAUUUGUAGUGAGUGCAUAUGUAACAAUAGGGUCAGCGAACUCUACCAUAUGUAACAAUUGGCUUGUCGGCCUUACAAGUCGGUCGGUGAACACUCUGGGACGACGAGAUAUGAAUCUAGACAUGCCAUGUACCCUCCCUGAAGUCAAGAAUUUAGGUUAUUCGUGGCCUUGUGGUUUGUAAAUUUGCUUGUACAUCGAUUUGUAGUGAGUGCGUAUGUAACAAUAGGGUUUCAUGUGAACCAUUUGUGUCGCAUGAUUGAUAUUUGUGGAGAUAUUAGAGGAACUGUUCAUGAUUUUGUGUA